Messenger RNA from Mizuhopecten yessoensis (Yesso scallop), 1307 nucleotides. RefSeq names its product iron-sulfur protein NUBPL-like. Lineage: Eukaryota; Metazoa; Mollusca; Bivalvia; Pectinida; Pectinidae. The transcript is spliced from 3 exons. Gene Ontology annotation, molecular function: 4 iron, 4 sulfur cluster binding; ATP binding. The record is from RefSeq and is a predicted model, not a curated record. Gene Ontology annotation, cellular component: mitochondrion. The annotation marks the transcript as partial. Gene Ontology annotation, biological process: iron-sulfur cluster assembly; mitochondrial respiratory chain complex I assembly.
GUGCAGUGAUUGUAUCCACACCCCAAGACAUAGCCCUACUAGACGCACGGCGGGGUGCGGAGAUGUUCCGUAAGGUAGAGGUUCCAGUACUUGGACUCGUCCAGAACAUGAGUGUGUAUGUCUGUCCAAAGUGUGGCCAUGCAGAGCAUAUCUUUGGUCAGGAUGGUGCUGCCACUAUAGCCUCAGACAUGGGACUUAGUGUCCUGGGGGACGUACCCCUGCACAUCUGUAUCAGAGAGGGUAGUGACAAUGGACAGCCGGUGGUGGUGUCAAAGCCGCAGUCUCCACAAGCCUUGGCUUACAGACAGAUAGCAGAACAGGUCACAGAAAAACUAUCUUCUACACCUCCAAUAGAUCCAUCUCCACAAAGCCAACAUUUCUCAAGUUCUCACAAAGACGGUUCAUGAAGGAAUGAUCAGCAAUCAAAUAUUUAGUAUAAUAAUGUAAUUUGUGUAGGAAUAUAUUAUAAUGUUUUACGAUAAUAUCUUUUUUCAGUUAUAAAUAUUAUUUCUUUGUACAAGUUAUUUAACAGUUUGACUUGUGUGUUAUUCAACAAUCAAAUAAUCACAUACUUGAUAUAGAAUUAUGGUUUUUAGAUGAUCCAUGAGUUAGGCUACCAGGUGAUAGUCAGUAACUUCAGUCUGUGAUUGUUUAUUAUGUCAGUUUACAUUUAACCCAUUCACCCCUCAUAUCACAUUUGAAUCAUUCUAAAUCAAUAUUGGCAUAGUCCAUUUUCAAAUGGAGUCUACAAGAAAUUUCAGAUUUAUCACAUCUCUCUGCCAGUCUGAGUUGUAAAUUUGUUGUAGGCGCAUUUCUUUUUUAGAAGACAUGCACUAAAAUUGUGGUACUAUAAACUAAAUGACAUCCCACCAAGUGGAUUACUGUGUUUUCAUUAUUUGUUAUUUCAUCACGAGCGUUUUAAAAUGGAAACCUAAGCAGUUGAAGGGAGAUAAUUUAGGAAAAUUGUACUAAAUUAAAGUCAAUCCCUUUCACCCACAAAUAGUAAAGGUUCUACAGACUGUUAAGGAGCUGUUUCGAUAUUCUGUGUGCAUCAAUUCAUAUAACACAGAUCUUUACAUAUUUUAAUGAUUUUAUUUGGUAUGAAAUGUGUGCUUUACAGAUUAUUAAGAGUUUUAAUUAAAUUUCAACCAAUCUUUCCCUCAAGAAAACAGUUAUUCAUAAUCUAUAAAGGUUUUUUGAGAUUUUUAUUCAAUACUGAUCAACCCUAAGAUUGAAUAAAUACUGAUAUGGUUAUAAAGCUUCUGAAGAUUUGUUAUUAAACUCAGUACAUCUGCUUCCACUAAUUG